AUGGACCCAUCAACAGAGUUUUAUGUGUGUUCGUGCUUUUUCACUCACAAUAUUUUCCUAUCGGAGUAUGAUCUGCAUGUGACGUACUUCGAUGACGAACAGUUCACGAAUGACUGGAAGCAGAUAUUAGCCAAUAAAGAUUGCACUGACCUGCAAAAAGUAUUGGAAAAGUAGAUUAAAAUGGAAGUCAAUAGAAGAAAAAUGCUAGGACAGCAGUAUGUUGACAGAAGACGUGAAAUAUCAACAAACUAUAAUCCAUUGCAUCCACAUAUUUACCAACUCCAGGAUUCUUAUUUUGUGAAGGAGUUCUUGGAUAUUGUGAAUUAUGCAAAAUCAAAGACUGCUUCAUCAGAGGAAUUGGUAAAAAUGAUGUCGAUUGAAAAUGCUGAGAGAGUCUUUUCCUUUCAAAUAUUCACCAAAACAUUUUGCAAAGAGUUUAUGGAGGAGAUUACUUGUUUUGAAAGUACAAAUCUACCCAAGGGCAGACCCAACACCAUGAAUAAUUAUGGGGUGCUGCUAAAUGAACUUGGCUUUGAUGAAAAAUUCAUGACACCACUGCGCAUCAAUUACCUCAGACCAAUCACUCGACUCUUGUUCCCAGACUGGGGCGGGGACAACUUAGACUCACACAAAGCGUUUAUUGUCAAAUAUAAAAUUGGAGAGGAUUUGGCAUUGAACUAUCACUAUGACAACGCAGAGGUUACCAUUAACGUAUCACUUGGAAAAGAGUUCACAGAAGGGUCACUGUUCUUUGGAGAUAUGAAAUGGGUUCCCGUUGACGAAACAACAUGUACAGAGUAUCAACAUAAACCAACCUGUGCGAUAUUACACAGAGGUCAACACAUGCACGGUGCUUUGCCGAUAACACAUGGUGAAAGAUACAACUUAAUAAUAUGGAUGAGAUCAUCUGAGACACGAAAUAAAAUGUGCCCAAUGUGUGAUAUGAAACCAACACUUGUGAAGACUGUAGGCUAUGGUGAUGGUUUUACUAAACAGUCAGAUGUCAGUCUGUGUUCACCACUUUGA
Messenger RNA from Saccoglossus kowalevskii, 1026 nucleotides. Its product is annotated as 2-oxoglutarate and iron-dependent oxygenase domain-containing protein 2-like. Gene Ontology annotation, molecular function: L-ascorbic acid binding; iron ion binding; oxidoreductase activity, acting on paired donors, with incorporation or reduction of molecular oxygen. The record is from RefSeq and is a predicted model, not a curated record. Lineage: Eukaryota; Metazoa; Hemichordata; Enteropneusta; Harrimaniidae.